AUGGUUAGUAAUCUAUCAGUAUCAAACAUUGGUGAUUUAACAAUUUGAUCUGGAGAAGAUUUUCCAAAUUUACCCUCCUUCAAAUAUCAUCAGAUACCUCCACUGUAUACUGAUCCAAGAUUUCCGAAGUUUGACCAAUCAUAUACGUCAGGUAAGCUUAUGCAUUAAAGUUGUCUUUUCAUGCAAGUGCUGAGUGACAACCAAAGGUUAUCUUUUUAUCAUCACAAGAGGUUGUGACGGCUGGGACAACUUUGACAGCUGUCAAUACCUUAGGUACAGGAAGCUUUUGCGGGAGACUCCAGAAGUACUAAAACAUGCAUGAAAUUAUUACCCUUCAGUUAGGGCAAAAGAGUAAUUAUCUUGCUACUCAUUUCUGGAAUACUCAGGUAAUACAACAUUUUCUCCGAAACCUUCAAUAUUUACUGAUUGGUCUUUAGGAAUCAUACUUUACAUAUUCGGCAGAUCAAGAAUCUUUAGUUGAUCAUGAUAUUCAUUUCAGACCUGGUAUUGGAGCUGAUGGUACUGAGACCUUUACUCCAAGAACUUUAAUUUAUGAUCUGAAGGGAGGGUUUGGUUCUCUGAGAAAGAUUAAUGCUUUAUAUCAAAUAGAUGAGCCAGUUAUUACUGAUGGAUUAUGGUGAGUAGUUCAAUAUCAUCAAAGUCAAUUAUUCAGCUGACUCUAACCUCUCGUCAGGAACGGUCCAGCUGUAGUUCAACGGCAAGCGGCUAUUCAACAAAGUCCAUACCAACAAAGUUUGGAAGAAGGUCUCGAACCACCAAAGCUCACCUCCGAAUUAGUGCGAUAUUGGUCCGACUUCAAUCGCGUUUACUAUCAUCCAAGAUCAAUAGUUCAACUUAAUGAGUAUGAACUAAAUUCUUCACUAAUGCCAUUCGAAAAUUGGGAUGCUGGUGAAGAAUUAUUUAGCUCUUUAGAUAAAGAGCAUGAUUUACUGGAUCGUGAUCUUCGACCUUUUGCUGAAGAAGCUGAUCAUAUGCAAGGCAUACAAAUAAUGGGAGGUAUUGAUGAUGCUUGGGGUGGAUUUGCUGCUCGAUACAUGGAUCGUUUGAGAGAUGAGUAUGGUAAGACCACUGUAUGGUUCUGGGGAUUGGAGGAUAACAUCAGAGGAACCCCUCGAGUAAGUUGUAUUGAACCAAGGUGGAGUUUAUACCUGUACUAAUAUCCACAGGAAAAACGCCUUUUAAAGUUGUCGAACACGGCUAAAUCGGUGUCAGAAAUCAUCCCACAAACAUCACUUUUCAUUCCAAUGACCCUGCCAUCAACACGUUUGCCAGGUUACAUCAAAUUGGACGCAAGUUCUCCAUGGGAAGUUUCUGGCUUGUUUUCUUCCGCUAUGGAAAGCAUGACGCUACCUUCAAGGUUAAAGCCGCAAAAUGGUACAAGGCAAACAUUGGACCACUUAGCAAGCACAUUAAAUGUCAAUGGAAGGCAGAAUAUUGCGAAAUUGCGGAUGACUAUGAAGCAAAAUUCCGAGACAGUAAUUAAUGAUACUAUUCACGCGGGAACGAACGGACAUUACAACACCACAGAUACGAGGAUUAGUUCGGCAGCAAUUUCAAGUCGUGGUGAGGAUAUGCCUGCGGAAAAUGAUACUGCCAGUUUUGAUAUGGAUUUCUUUCCUACAGAAACAGGGGAGCAAAUUCGUGGUCCACGGAAGUCCGGGAAGGUUCACGUAUUUGGUCAAGUUGAGAAUUAUAGAGGAGAUGAAGAAUACGAUGAAGAAAACAACAGAAAUGAUGAAGGCCGUGAUCGGGCUCGCAGAAUUGCUGCUAGCCUUCCGUUGCUUUCAAGGUUAGUAAUCCUCUUGAUCCUCUCUACUUUGCUUAUGUAUUCUCGUAGGACAUAUACACCAUUAUCAUUUCCCCUUCUCGAUAGCUUUCCAGGUAUUUUCGCUCGUGAAGAUGUGCAUAUCACGAAUCUAUCAAUCAGUACAUCUCUUUCUACAGAUACAUCUGUGGCUAUAAGAAUUAAAAGCCUUCAGCAGAUAGUAAACCGAGCGAUUGGAAUGGAUGAACGAGAAGCACUCAGUAAUUCGCUAGGCGAAAUUGCCGAAUCAUAUGAAGAAGGUUGGGAAAGUGAUACCGACGACGAUGAUGAUUAGCGGAGAUGCAGGUAGAUACGGAUAAGGUCAAGAUAGCUUAAGUUCAUUACCACCCUAAGCCACUUAAAUUUUACAUCAUGAAAACUACCUGGAUUACUUCCCGAUAUUUGGGUGAGUCUGUACAACCCAGUGAUAUUCAUUCAUACGGAUUUUCAUCAGCUCACAUGUCGACAAGGAAAAUUAACGACUCAAAAGGUUGGGUGGCAUGUGCUGGUCACGGUUCGAGGCCUAUUUACGACCCAACUUAGACCUAGCAACAACAACAACAACAACAACAACAACAACAACAACAACAACAACAACAACAACAACAACAACAACAACAAGGGCGACAGGACACAUCGAAGCGCAAGCGAAAUUUUUUUACCAACGGAAAGUUCAUCGUCGCACAAUGUUCCAUGUUCGCCAACAUCGUUUCCACCUUUUUUAUUAUCUUCUUUGUUGGAUCACCGAUGCAUCUCCCACGCAAAUUAGAUGUACUUCACUUAAGUACCUCAAUUGAAUCAUAUUCCAACAUAACCUGAUUUAUCUCUUGGACCACACCCCGCCUCUGUUGUGCAUGUUACAAAUUUUCAGCCCAUCGCAAUUUCGAUCCUAGUAAAGAAUUUUUUCCCCGCGUUCGCGAGUAGAUUCCGAAUGCGUCUUACAAUCAAAUACGAGCAAGCAAAGAAGGCCUUUGAUCUCGAGUCUUUGAAAAGGGAAAUUCGGUACCCUUCGCAGAAGUUCAUCUUGCCCGGAAGAAACGGAAGUCAAAAUACUUCCUAUGCAGGGGAGAAUCACUCGUCAGAAUAUGUACAUUGUAUAGGUACAAAAUUAUUGUAUCACCCGGCUGGCUCGUACAAGAGGUACCGGAGAAAAUAGACACCACGUUUUUC
Sclerotinia trifoliorum is the source of this 2995-nucleotide messenger RNA. Lineage: Eukaryota; Fungi; Ascomycota; Leotiomycetes; Helotiales; Sclerotiniaceae. The record is from the annotation of a GenBank genome assembly.